Messenger RNA from Kockovaella imperatae, 896 nucleotides. Its product is annotated as putative endoplasmic reticulum vesicle protein 25. Lineage: Eukaryota; Fungi; Basidiomycota; Tremellomycetes; Tremellales; Cuniculitremaceae. Gene Ontology annotation, biological process: endoplasmic reticulum to Golgi vesicle-mediated transport; intracellular protein transport; Golgi organization. The record is from RefSeq and is a predicted model, not a curated record. Gene Ontology annotation, cellular component: endoplasmic reticulum-Golgi intermediate compartment; Golgi apparatus; COPII-coated ER to Golgi transport vesicle. The coding region runs from base 107 to 760 and encodes 217 amino acids. The transcript is spliced from 8 exons.
AAGCAACCGCGAAUUGAACAGUAGACACACUCUCAGCUACUCAACUCCUCGUCCUGGGAUAAACCCCUUGUCCAUCGUCGCGUCGGAAGCCCCUCGCUAAGCCGCGAUGAGAUCAUGGGUACCUUCUCCGCUCGUGGUAUCUGUGUUCCUCCUUUUACACCUCAGGUUUGCGCAAGCCGUCAAACUCGAGCUGCAAGCGGAGAGGAAUCCGAAACCUAGAUGUAUAUGGAAUUUUGCAGCUGCCCACUCCCUCGUCAUUGUCACUGCGAAUGCGCCGUUCGAAGUGGGUCAGAGGAUAGAUAUAGACAUUCUCGAUGGGUCAGAAAGAGGGAAUGUGUAUCUCUCUAAAAGGGAUAUAAAAGGCGAGACUAGGUUGGCGAUCACAACACACGAAAGUGCAGAUGUGGGAGUAUGUCUGAGGAACUACGUACAGGGCAGUUCCAGUGGAAAAACAAGUAGGACUGUGGAGCUGGAUGUGGAUAUUGGAGCCGAUGCAGUGGAUUACAAUGCCAUUGCGAACCAAGAAUCCCUGUCGAUUCUCGAAGUAGAAAUGAGAAAGCUAGAGGCAGUGACCAAGGAGAUCGUAGAUGAAAUGGGAUACUUGCAACGAAGAGAAAUGAGAAUGAGAGAUACGAAUGAAAGCACCAAUGAACGAGUCAAAAACUUUAGCAUACUCAUACUCAUUGGCAUCAUUGCAUUGGGUGUGUGGCAGUUGAUACACCUGAGAUCGUUCUUCAAACGCAAAUACCUCAUCGAUUAGGCCAGCCGAACGGAUCGAGGCGAAUGGCCAGCUCGUCAGCGACAUCCAUAGCCCAUCUCAUGCAUUCACAUACGACCAUUAUAGACAAUCACCAUGGCCACGCGACAGAAUCCCCCCUCCCCUUUUUUGAAUGUUU